CACGGGACUGUCACGACUGUGACGGAUUGAACCAAUCCCUCAUCAAGAUCUCCUGGCAUGCAGUGAAUUGAAUUGAACUGAACCUCGUAGCAACCGCGGCGACCUUUUGAGCUUCGGUAGCCUUUUUUAAUUCCAACCCACGUCUCCAAAGGCAGCCAGAUCAAGAUGGGCGGCGGUCGCAAGAUUCCCUAUCCCAAGCACGUCUGGUCGCCGGCUGGUGGUUGGUAUGCGCAGCCGGCCAAUUGGAAGGCCAACACCGCCGUGUUCGGCCUUGCUAUCUUCGGCAUCACGGCUCUGGUGUGGAAGUUGAGCGCCGAUAGGGAAUACAGACAUCACAUGCCGGAGCCGGACCGCUUCUACCCAAGCAGGAAGUACGUUAUCACUGUGUCUUGUGUGUUGGGGGAUGACUCGGCUGACGAAGCGUCUGCACUAGUUGGAGCAAACAGGUCAUCGAGUACGAGAGGAAGCAGAAGGAGGCCCAGCAAGCGGAGUCUUCAUAAUGUCGCAUCCCUCAGCUCGUGGGGUUCCCUCUGUCUAGUACUGUACAUGAAAUCUAGAAGCUAUUCUGAUGCUCCAUUUCGGUCCAGCUCCUGGUGGAAGCAUGGCGAACAAAGAGUCCUCUCAAGGAUGAGUGGUCAUUUGCCGGCUUGUCUCUGCCUAGCGGUCUUUGUCUGUGCUUUGACAAGACAAUUGCGUUGUUCCCCCAUCCUCCACAGCAACGCAGGUUGCGUCAGGAAGACCAUGAACCCAUUUAUUUCACCCUUUGCCUAGCUCGAAUGGAGGUGAAGCUCUCCUCCUUUCCAUCCUCAUCUGCGCGGGCCCAAGGCAUCCUAGACAGAGGCAAUAUAUACAGGUAAUUGUCCGUUCCAAAUCAAGGCCAAGUCUUGCACCAUGGCUAACACAACCGAGAUGGGCUGUUACG
This is a messenger RNA of Chaetomium strumarium, 922 nucleotides long. RefSeq lists its product as uncharacterized. The transcript is spliced from 3 exons. Bases 166 to 771 code for a protein of 201 amino acids. Lineage: Eukaryota; Fungi; Ascomycota; Sordariomycetes; Sordariales; Chaetomiaceae. The record is from RefSeq and is a predicted model, not a curated record.